This is a messenger RNA of Ornithodoros turicata, 1203 nucleotides long. RefSeq lists its product as uncharacterized. Lineage: Eukaryota; Metazoa; Arthropoda; Arachnida; Ixodida; Argasidae. The record is from RefSeq and is a predicted model, not a curated record. The transcript has a single exon. Bases 1 to 1203 code for a protein of 400 amino acids.
AUGUGCAAGCCCAAGGUAAAUACACCGUAUGGAAGAAGCCUAGCGGCGAGGUACAGCAAACAGUGCCUUAUUGCUAGAAUUCAAGAAAACAAGCUUGACAUCAGGAGGCACCGACAUCAACUAACGCCCUACGAAAGGACGGUCAGCCAAGUCGUUUCUCCGGACGUUAUGCAUCAAGUUCUCGCGGCCAGAAAGAAGGCAGAAGAGCAAGAAGCAACAAAGCAUGACAAACGACACCAACGUAAGUUUGAUCCCCUUUUACCGGACGCUUCCAGUCGAACUCCUACUCCCACGCCGAACGAAACUGUCAUCAAUCUGUCUUCGAAACCGUUAACUAAAGAGCAGGAGUCACUUCUUAGCAAAUGCAUGAAUUUCGUGCCCACCACUACCAAGAUACCCUGCAAAAAAAUCAUUGCUGAAGUUGAAGAUAAACUUCGCUUUGUGAAGAACCCUACCGCGGUCAACCUUGCCAGAAACCGUUUUCUUAACGUCAUUUCUAAGAAGUGGGAGGCACCGCCUUCCAAUCUGACCGCCGGCGAGAGGAAUGCCAUGAAGAAACUACAAGCAGCCUCGGAUAUCAUUGUGCUCCCUUCAGAUAAACGGAAAAGCACUGUGGUCUUAGACAGAACUGAAUAUCUGCAAAAAAUGCACGACCUUGUUGACGACGAGUCCCGCUUCACGAAACUUGAAUCUGACCCAACACCAAGGUCGGAACGAUCCCUGGUCAAACUUCUUCGCAAAUUAAAGGACAUCGGAAGCAUUUCGGACCCUGUUUACAAGCGCCUGUUUUCAUCAGACGGACAUAUACCUAGAGGCUAUGGUUUACCAAAAGUGCACAAGCCUGGUGUCCCUCUUCGCCCCAUAGUGUCCUUUGUUGGAGCACCUACGUAUCAACUAUCAAAAUUCCUCACUGAGCUCCUGUCUCCCAUCAUGAACAAGAACGGACAUUCGGCGAAUAACUCUCGUGAAUUCUGCUCGUCUGUGCUAGACUUGGUGAUCGAACCUGAUGAAGUGAUGAUAUCGUUUGAUGUUGUCUCUUUGUUUACAAAUGUGCCUGUCACACUCGCCAUUGACGUCGCGACUAGCCGUCUCUCUAAUGAUGCUUCCUUGCCUGACCGUACUGCGCUUUCUGUAUCGGAAAUAAGGUCACUUCUUUCAUUUUGUCUUGAUGAAACGUGCAGGCAACUACAAGCUUUACUUUAA